Phycodurus eques (leafy seadragon) is the source of this 2817-nucleotide messenger RNA. RefSeq lists its product as uncharacterized. Gene Ontology annotation, molecular function: GTP binding. The record is from RefSeq and is a predicted model, not a curated record. The transcript has a single exon. Bases 18 to 1748 code for a protein of 576 amino acids. NCBI's taxonomy places the organism in Eukaryota, Metazoa, Chordata, Actinopteri, Syngnathiformes, Syngnathidae.
AGCAGGAGCCAGUUGAUAUGGUGGGGGUGACACGGCUUGAAGAACACAGAUUCGUUCUUAUCGGAAAUACAGGAUCGGGCAAGAGUGCAUCUGGGAACACCAUCUUGGGCCGAACACAGUUCCUGUCAAAGCUCAGUGCCAGCUCAGUGACCCAGAAAUGUGAGUAUGGGAGCACUGAGCUUGCGGAGGAUCAUGACCAGAGGAGACUGAGAAGAGUUAAGGUGGUUGACAUGCCAGGCUUCGGAGAUACUCGCCUCAGUAUGGAGGAGAUUCAUACAGAAAUCGCUAAAUGUCUGUCUCUCUCUGCUCCUGGACCUCAUGCUUUUCUCUUGGUGGUGCCGAUCGGGCGUUAUACAAUUCAUGAGGACCAGGCUGUCAUCAAGCUGGCCAAAAUAUUUGGAGAGGAUGCUGUCAAAUACCACACGGUGGUUCUUUUUACCGGGGGGGAUAAGCUUGACAUGGGGAUUGAGGACUACCUGAAAGAUUCUCCUGCUGGCCUUACGAAUCUCAUUGACAAGUGUGGUGGAAGGUACCAUGUGUUCAACAAUAAUAAAAACAACAGGAAUGUAGCACAGGUUAAAGAACUCAUAGAGAAGGUGGACAGGAUGGUGAAGCAGGGCGAAACCGGGUUUUUUACCAACACUUUGUUUCAAGAGGCAGAGGCAGUCAUUAGGGAAGAGCAGAAAAGGAUGAUGAUGAAGCAGAGGCAGGAAAAAGAAGUAGCAACCAGUUGCGUAACAGAAGCUGAAUGUACUAAACAGAGGAAAUUGGAAUCAGAGGCUGACAAAAUUGAGAGAGAAGAUGAGGAAGACAAAAGAGAAAUUGAGAGAGAAGAUGAGGAAGACAAAGAAAUUGAGAGAGAAGAUGAGGAAGACAAAAGAGAAAUUGAGAGAGCAGAUGAGGAAGACAAAAGAGAAAUUGAGAGAGCAGAUGAGGAAGACAAAAGAGAAAUUGAGAGAGAAGAUGAGGAAAGCCAGCAUAGUGGAAGCAGCGAAGACUCUAGGAGUAUGUGGGAAAAGGCUGCUCUGUCUCCGAGAGUGCUGCGGUGGUUGAAGAUCUUAUUGGCUGGUGGCAUCACAGGCUUGGCAGUCGGAGUUGCCUUUGGCGUCGCCGUCCCCUUGACAGCUGCGUGCUCGGCAUUUGUUGUGGGGAAGGUUGUCGGCCUCGCUGCAGUUAACCUCGCUGGAAUCUCGGCAGCUGGGGCCGUGGGUGUCGGGAACGCUGUGGGCGCCAUAGUUGCAGCCACCUCAGGAACGACAGCAGUGGCUGUAGGGGCAGCUACAGGUGCAGUUUUGGGCGGUUUGAUGGGAGUCAGUGCUGGUUUAGAGGCUGACAGUCCAAAGGAGGCUGCUUUGAAUGCUUUUGAGGAGGUUAGUAAUGUAGGAUUGGUUGCCGUUGGGGCUGCCGUAGUUGUGGGGGCUGCCCUGGGGUCGGGCGCAGCCGUGAGUGCUGCAGUUGGGGCGCAAGGUGCGACAAGUGCUUCUGUAGCACACGCCCCGACCUCAGUUGGAGCUUUACCUGCAGAAACAGCCACUACUUGUAGUCCUACACCAGGGGCUGCUAUAGUUCAAGACGCUGUACAAGCUGCUCCUAAUGCAGCAGCAACACAUCCUAUUCGAGAUGCAGUGAUUACGAUAGGGAAUGCUGUAGCAACGGGACUCUCAGUAGGUAGUAUUGCAGUGAAAGUGGUCAGACGUAAAACCAAAGACUCAGAAAAGAAUUCUGUUAAGGUUACUUGGAACAAAUGAACACAAACAGCAAGCCUCUGACUUUCUCCAAAAUACACCAAAGACGCGGGCAGAAAUUCUAUUGAUUCCACACAUUGGAUUAAGCCUAUACAUACAAACACUAUGGUAUACUCUACUCUGUUAACUCAUGAUUUACAAGGGGGCAUUUACUUUUUCACACAGUGCCAGAUAACUUUUUUUGCCCCUUGAAUGAAUAAAAUGAUCAUUUAAGAACUCCAUUUUGUAUUUACCUUGGGUGUCUUUGUGAGAUGUUAAAAUUGACUUGAUUUUGCCAAAACAUUUAAGUGUGAUAAAUGUGCAAAAAAAUAUAUAUAUUUUUAAACCAGGAAGAGAGCAAAGGUAUUUCUAUAAUCAACUGAUCUAAUCAACUGUUGUGUCUUUAAGUAAAACCAGUCAGUUGUGCAAAAGAGGUUGGGGGCUGCUGUAUUGUGCUGAAAAAAUACAAUUGAUGUCAUUCAUUUAUUGACUUCAACUUGACUUUCAUCACGAGUGUCGACUACAAAAAAAUCUAGUCGUUCAAUGCCUUCGUUAUACAUAAUUAUCGAGUCAUCAUACGAGAUGUUUUUUUUUCUUAUACUGUAGAUGAUAGCACUUGAAAAGAAUCUUAGCAACAUAUCACAGUGUAUUGUUGGGUUUUUCAUAUUUUAAUGAUUUUUUAUAUGAGAUUGAAAAUGAACAUUGAAAUAUUGCAAAAUGUUUCAUUUGUAAAGUGAUUGAUGCGGUCCUGCGAUAAUUUUGCACUGUCUCCAGUAUUUUUCUAGAUUGUUUAAAAAAACAAAAAAAUGUAAUGGGUUGUAUUUGCUAUAUACUGUAUUGUUUACAUUCAAAUUGUCUCCUUUUUGUGAUUAAUAAUGCAAUGCCAAAUGAAAAAUAUAUGUCCUUUUCAAGACAUCUGGUCCUCUGGUGUUCUCGCUACACCAAUCAAUCUGAACUGUGCAAGCGCAAAUAUCUUUUAUAAAAAUAUUGGUGUUAUUAGGCUACACAUUAGAAGCAUUGUUUUUUUUUUUUUUUUUUUUUUUUAAUUGAUUGUUGAUAUGGCCUUGAAAUAAAAUUGCUUUCCCCCCCCCCC